Molecule: messenger RNA, 770 nt
Organism: Impatiens glandulifera
Lineage: Eukaryota; Viridiplantae; Streptophyta; Magnoliopsida; Ericales; Balsaminaceae
Exons: 1
Coding region: 172-702 (176 amino acids)
Source: RefSeq, a predicted model, not a curated record
UUAAAAAAUUGAAAUUGUUCAUUUACAUCCCUGUAAUUUCAUCAUUUUUCUAACUCUACUAAUUUCAAAGUUAGUAGCAUAACCACUUUCUGAUACGCAUUGGGUAACCGACGAAGGAAGAAAGAAAAGAAAUUGUUUCAAUCUCUCUCUCUCUCUUUAUCUCUUUCUCAAAUGGAAAACGCUAGUAGAGGAAAAACACUUUGGAAGACAAUGAAACAACGUUUAGGAUUCAAUGCCAUUAGCAUUUGUGGAUCUUCAUGGAGUUUACAAACAUCCGACAACAACGAUCAGAUUUCAGCGCCGCUUCGACGUCGGACCGGACUGCGACAAAUCUCCGAGGGAAAUACGGUCGAGGGGAUGAACUUGGCGACGGCGCUGGCGGCGGAGCGUGGGAGAAAUGGACCGGAGGAGGAAACUAUAGGUCAGAAUGUCGGGAAACCGUUUAGAUCUUUAUUGGGACAGUUACAAGGAAGUGCGGCGGCGGCCGCCGGGAAUGAUCCGACGAGGAAGAGGCGCGGGAUUGGUGAAGAAAUAGAGGGAUUUGAUUCUAUGUGCUGCGUGUGUAUGGAAAGAAAAAAGGAUGCGGCUUUUAUUCCGUGUGGACAUACUUAUUGUAGAGUGUGUUCUCGAGAGUUGUGGUUGAAUCGUGGCUGUUGCCCUCUUUGUAACUGUUCCAUCACUGAUGUACUUGAUAUCUUUUAGUAAUAUUAGUUUUUUUUGUUUUUGUUUUUUUGAAAGUAAUAGUUGUUUAUUUUAUUCUGAAUGCUAUG